Messenger RNA from Mesorhabditis spiculigera, 1551 nucleotides. The record is from the annotation of a GenBank genome assembly. NCBI's taxonomy places the organism in Eukaryota, Metazoa, Nematoda, Chromadorea, Rhabditida, Rhabditidae.
AUGAAUGUGGCGCGUUUCGUGCCGGCUCCUCUGGCAUCAUGGGAACGUCAUCUGAACCGCGGUGUCUGGUUCGUGCAUUCGCUCCUCGCCUUCAUCAUCGCCUAUUACACGACGAAUGGUGAAGUGCGACCCUGGAUCGGCCAUUGGUUACACGAUUCGAGCUAUCUGCCAGACCAAAAGAUCGACUUCGCCGACUCGGAGUGGUGGUUCUACAAAAAGAACAUCCAGCGGAUACUCGUCGCGUUGGGAUGCCAUUCGCUGGUGUUCACGCUAUUCUUGCAAAGCAAUACUAACGCGCUGCGGUUGCUGGCUUUCUUGGCGCAGCUGGGGCUUCAUGUCUAUUUGACGAGUAUCCCAUGUAUCGUGACCUGUGCUGCACUCACUAUCGUCACCAUAGCCCUGGUGAUAAUAUUCCGUCAAGAAGCUAUCGCCUGGGUCGUUUGCAUAGCCUUUGUUCUCAAGUGCUCUGCAAUCGCCCCGUUCUCAAACAAUUCAUUCGUCUACUAUCUAGAAUUUAAUAUGUACGCCUAUACUUGCCUAAAGAUUAUAAAUGUUGCAAUCCACCUAUGCAGACGAAAAGCCGACUCACAGACGAAUCACUCGAUUGCCGAUAUCAUUUCCUACCUCCUCUACUUGCCAUUUUCUAUCACCCUAAUCGUGCUCUACGAGGAUUUUAAGAAACAACUCGACAACCGUAAGGCGGCCAAUCGCUGGUUUUACCUAACACAGUCCAACCUUUUCUUCGCGAUUCGACUGGCGUUCUGGUUCUUGGUCUUGGAUCUCCUGAUGCAUUUCAUCUACGUCAACGCCAUCUACUCAUCCCCGGAUACCUUACUCAUAGGAAUGAAUUCGUAUCAAUUAAUGUCGAUCUCGUACGUCGUCGGCCAAUAUUUUCACAUCAAAUAUGUUGUAAUUUUUGGGAUCCCAGCGCUUUUUGCCAAAAUUGACGGGAUGCAACCGCCCCCGGGGCCCAUUUGCGUCUCGCGUGUCUCUCGCUACUCUAGAAUGUGGCGACACUUUGAUGCAGGCUUAUACCAAUUUUUGAAAAAUCAAGUUUAUAUACCCCUGAUGAGCUCUGUGGCGGGCUGGAAGGCGGUCGUGCUACGACUUGUUGCUAUGGUGAAUGUUUUUAUGAUCGUCCUAGUAUGGCAUGGAUUCGAUUCCCAAUAUAUCUUCUGGGUUUCUUUAUCAGCUUUCGAACUAAUGGUCGAAUGGACGGGUGGAGCCAUCUGGGAGACAGAGCGAUUCCAGCAAUUAAGAACCAGUAUUGGAGAACGUUGGACGAGAAGAUUGGUUUCACUUGGGAUGCUGGGCACUGUGAUUCCAGGCAUAUUUGGAGUCUUCUGUUUCCUGGGAAAAACUGGGAUCGGAAUCACUGUUAUUCGAAGAGUUCUCCUGGAUGGAUUUGUAGAAUUCUUUAGCGGCGGUAUCCACCUCAUUAACUGGCUACCAUCCCCGGGCAUCAUCUUCAUUCACAUGCUCACCCUAGGAUACUUCUUCAAUGGCUACACCCUAGAAUAUGACCUUGCAGCAAAACAACUAAAGCGCGAC